UUGGCUGUCGAUCCAGAGAUCUUUUCAGAUCUGAACAUAACCAAGAGCUGCUGUCCUCAACGCUAUUAGCUAUUACAUCGAACUGGGAGGUGGGAGCCCUUAUUCACUCAACCGAGAGAGAGAGAGAGAGACAGAGACAGACAGACAGACAGACAGACAGACAGACAGACAGAACAACUUUGGUGGGAUAUCAACUUGUAACUGUUAAAUGAGCGGUGAAUGACACGCAGAGAGCGUGUCGCGCUAACCAGGAGCAGAGCGCACUAUCUUCUGUCGGUUACAACAUCCUGAUUCUUUCUAUUGUAAUAAUAUAUAGAAGUAUUUCUUUAUUCAUUCCCUUCCUUUCUUUAUUUCUUUAUUUCAAUGAGUGUCGAGUUUCUCAUGAGAUUAUAUAAGUUUUCAAACAGGUUGAUACCACCCAUUUUCACAAAUAAGACGACUUGGGAAACGCGUUUUGAGCGACAGCUUUUCACCAGCAAAUUAAGCUGAAAGUGUCCACCACUCUGACUGGGACCAUGGCGAUCUGUCCGGGGUUACUGCUGCUGCUCGGAUGGAGCUAUCUAUUCGGAGGAUAUUGCGCGAUGUUGAAAGAUCAUUUCACAGAUUUAAAAAUUAAAGGUACAUCUGGGCACUCCGGUGCGGCCCGGGGGGACAAAGACCGCUCAGAGAAGGAUGAGCACGACCUACUUUUACAGGAUACUAUGACGGAACACAUGCAGAUUCUUUACGAACAAUACAACCGUGCAGGAUUUUCUUUCCGGGACGGGAAUACUGUCCGGAGCUUUAAAGCGCGCUGGGGCACCAUCAACAACAAGCAGUUCCAGAUCUUCAACCUGACGUCUCUCACCAAGUCAGAGGCCGUCCUGUCGGCCACGCUCCACUACUACAUAGGAGACCACCAGAAUAGUUUCCAGCACCCGGGCUGCAACAGCACCACCAGGCCCAAGCCCAAGAGCUGUGGAGCUCCGUCCCCAUCCCUGUCCCGCCACGGCCCCAGUAGACACAGCCACGUCCAGAUGGGUGUGUGGAGCUUCGCCUCAGUGGAUAACCAUAUCAGGACUUUGGGCCACUUUGUGAUCAAUGUGUCUACACUAUACAGGGACUUCAUCUCUUGGCAGUGGAAGGAUGUCACUCAGGUGGUGAACCAGGCCAAGCAUCAUGAUGAGCUGCUGAUCGGGAUAGACGUGGCAUCCCAGCCUGGACCCAGGCCCUGGAAGAAGCUCCUCUCAGACCGCUUUCCUUACAUCCUGGUCUACGCCAACGACUCGACCAUCUCCGAACCAGAGAGCGUGGUGUCAACACUACAGAGUCAUCAGAGGCAUCAAACCACGAUGACCACGGAAGAAGGAGCAUUCGCCUCCGGCUUCCACAAACUGGGGCUGCACGCUCAGAAUAGCACCACCGCUCAACAACAGGCGCCUCCUAACAGACGCCGGCGCUCGGCUAGCGUCCUCCUCCCGCUCCAGAACAACGAGUUACCGGGGCCGGAGUACCCGUAUGAGACGACGGGCUGGGACGAGACCAGCCCCUACGAACCGCUGGAGAACAAGCCAGUCCGUCGGCCGAGGAAAAAGACGCGUGGUAAGAGCCAGAGGCACGGCGGUAAGAUGCCCUUGCUGCAGUUUGACGAGCAGACGAUAAAGAAGGCUCGUAAGAAGCAGUGGAACGAACCACGGAACUGUGCUCGUCGCUACCUGAAGGUGGACUUUGCAGACAUUGGCUGGAGCGAGUGGAUUAUAUCUCCCAAGUCUUUUGAUGCCUACUACUGCUCAGGGUCAUGCCAGUUCCCCAUGCCUAAGUCUCUGAAGCCUAGUAACCACGCCACCAUCCAGAGCAUUGUGAGAGCGGUAGGGGUGGUGUCUGGUAUCCCUGAGCCCUGCUGUGUCCCAGACAAGAUGUCUUCCCUCUCCAUCCUCUUCUUCGACGAGGACAAGAACGUGGUGCUCAAAGUUUACCCAAACAUGACUGUGGACUCCUGCGCCUGCAGAUAGGGACAAUUACCACACACACACACACACACCCACACAGGCACAUUCACAAAGAAACACACACACAGUCGGAAAAUAAGAAAUGCCCCCCCCCCUCUCUCUCCCUCUCUCUCUGUCAGUCUCUCUCUUUUUCUCUCUCUGUCAGUCUCUCUCUCUCUCUCUGUCUGUCUCUUGCUCUCUCUCUCUCUGUCAGUCUCUCUCUUUCUCUCUCUAUCUCUCUCUCUCUCACUCUCUCUCUCUCUCUCUCUCUGUCUCUCUCUCUCUCUCCUCUCUCUUUCUCUUUUUCUCUCUUUUUCUCUCUCUGUCAGUCUCUCUCUAUGUGUCAGUCUCUCUCUCUCUCUCUCUCCCCUCUUUCUCUUUCUCUCUCUCUCCUACUCUCUCCUUCUCGCUGUCUCUCUCAAAUCAAAAUCAAAGUGGUGGUGUCUACAUCUUUUUCAGAUGUUAUUGCAGGUGCAGUAAUAACUACCAAUACAAAACAAUGCACACAAAUCCCAGAAAGUAAAAAGAAAGAAAUUAAGAAAUAUCAGAAAGAGCCAUGUCAGAGUCUGGGAAUAUAAAUAUCUACACUGAGUGGACAAAACAUUAAGAACACCUGUUAUUUCCAUGACCGACUGACCAUGUGAAUCCAGGUGAAAGCUAUGAUCCCUUAUUGAUGUCACUUGUUAAAUCCACUUCAAUCAGUGCAGAUGAAGGGGAGGAGACAUGUAGAUGAAGGGGAGGAGACAUGUAGAUGAAGGGGAGGAGACAUGUAGAUGAGGGGGAGGAGACAUGUAGAUGAAGGGGAGGAGACGGGGUUAAAGAGGGAUGUUUAAGCCUUGAGACAUGGAUUGUGUAUGUGUGCAUUAAUAGACAGUAUAGACAUUAUAUGAAUAGAAAAGGUUUGUACAGCAGUAGUUAUUUAGGAUGAGCCUUCACUAGAAUACAGUAUUAUACAUAUGAAGUGGGUAAAACAGUAUGUAAACAUUAUUAAAGAGACCAGUGUUUAAUGACUAUGUACACAGGGCAGAGUACCCUGCACCUUAGAGUGGUAGCUGGCUAGUAACAGUGACUAAGGUUCAGGGCAGGGUACUGAGUAGUAGCUGGCUAGUAACAGUGGCUAAGGUACAGGGUACUAAGUGGUAGCUGGCUAGUAACAGUCACUAAGGUUCAGGGCAGGGUACUGGGUGGAGUCCGGCUAGUAACAGUCACUAAGGUUCGGGGCAGGGUACUGGGUGGAGUCCGGCUAGUAACAGUCACUAAGGUUCGGGGCAGGGUACUGGGUGGA
Molecule: messenger RNA, 3252 nt
Organism: Oncorhynchus nerka (sockeye salmon)
Lineage: Eukaryota; Metazoa; Chordata; Actinopteri; Salmoniformes; Salmonidae
Product: bone morphogenetic protein 3-like
Exons: 3
Coding region: 516-1991 (491 amino acids)
Cellular component (GO): extracellular region
Molecular function (GO): growth factor activity; cytokine activity
Source: RefSeq, a predicted model, not a curated record